CAGUAUCUUCUCAUUGUGCACACAGACAUGUCGGACAAGCCUGCCACGCCCACAAAGCAUGCUCUAGAGGACGAAGAUGAAUUCGAGGACUUCCCAGUGGACUCCUGGCCCUCAACGGAAACUCUAAAAGCCUACAAGGAGGGCGACUCCUGCCUCUGGGAAGAAGACUGGGACGACGUAGAAGUUGAGGACGAUUUUACUAAGGAAUUGAAAAAGGAGCUCGAGAGCAACAAGUAG
Eremothecium gossypii ATCC 10895 is the source of this 237-nucleotide messenger RNA. It is a transcript of the gene SEM1, whose product is annotated as proteasome regulatory particle lid subunit SEM1. The transcript has 2 exons. The record is from RefSeq and is marked provisional. Lineage: Eukaryota; Fungi; Ascomycota; Saccharomycetes; Saccharomycetales; Saccharomycetaceae. Gene Ontology annotation, biological process: mRNA export from nucleus; proteasome assembly; double-strand break repair via homologous recombination. Bases 28 to 237 code for a protein of 69 amino acids. Gene Ontology annotation, cellular component: proteasome regulatory particle, lid subcomplex; proteasome complex.